Molecule: messenger RNA, 3740 nt
Organism: Cryptotermes secundus
Lineage: Eukaryota; Metazoa; Arthropoda; Insecta; Blattodea; Kalotermitidae
Gene: mRNA-cap
Product: mRNA-capping enzyme
Exons: 14
Coding region: 1-1692 (563 amino acids)
Biological process (GO): 7-methylguanosine mRNA capping; protein dephosphorylation
Molecular function (GO): ATP binding; mRNA 5'-triphosphate monophosphatase activity; mRNA guanylyltransferase activity
Source: RefSeq, a predicted model, not a curated record
AUGGGUCGUCCAGUCUUGCAGCACUCAGUCACUGGCAAUCAUGUUCUCAUGGGGGCGCCAGUCCUUACCUCUGCAGCUGUGAUGUUGAUAAAACUUGGCCUUUGGAUCGAUUUGACAAAUACAAUAAGAUUUUAUAACAAGAAACAAAUUGAAGCAGAAGGCUGCAAGUAUAUUAAACUGAAGUGUCGAGGACAUGGAGAAACUCCAUCUCAAGAGGUGGUGAAUUCAUUCUUUUUGAUUUGUGAUGAGUUCAUGAGAGAAAAUCCAUUAGAGAUAAUAGGAAUCCACUGCACACAUGGUUUUAACAGGACAGGUUUCCUUAUAGUAUCUUAUCUGGUACAACAGAUGGACUGUAGUUUGGAAGCAGCUCUCAAUCAGUUUGCCGUUGUUCGCCCACCAGGAAUCUAUAAACGUGAUUACUUGCAAGAACUGUAUCGAAGGUAUGGUGAUAAUGAUAUAAAUGAAGUGCCACCCCCACCUGAGUUGCCAGAUUGGUGUAAAGAAUAUGAUGACAGCAAUGGAGAGGACAGUAAUGAUGAGGAUGGCAGUAACACUAGUGACACUGCUGGAGUUCCUGGCGGAAGCAGUGGACGGCGGCGAAGACGGGAAAUCCAAAACUUAAAUCCAACUUUCAUGGAGGGUGUGUCUGGUGUAACUCCUGUCACUGCACAACCAAAGCUGCAGAAUAUACAACGGAAAGUCCAGGCCUUCUGUGGUUGGCAGAGCACUGGUUUUCCUGGCUGCCAGCCUGUAUCAAUGGACACACACAAUAUCAAGUUACUGAGUGAGAAACCAUACAGAGUUUCUUGGAAAGCUGAUGGCACAAGAUAUAUGAUGCUGAUUCUGCAAGAGCAUGAAAUAUACUUCAUUGACCGAGAUAACUGUGCUUUCCAAGUAUCUGGAUUGAAGUUUCCACACAGAAAGGACCUCAACAGACAUUUAGUCAACACUCUUCUGGACGGGGAAAUGGUUAUAGAUAAAGUGAAUGGGCAAGACAUUCCUCGAUACUUGGCCUAUGAUAUUAUCAAAUUUGAUGGUUGUGAUGUUGGUAGAUCUGCAUUUUAUCCUGUAAGGCUUGGGUGUAUUGAGAAAGAAAUUGUUCAGCCAAGACAUCAAGCCAUGAAGGAGGGUCGUAUUGACAAGUCGUCUGAACCAUUCAGUGUACGUUUGAAGCAGUUCUGGGAUAUUACACAGGCUGGUAGCUUGCUGAGUGACAAAUUUAGCAAAAUGCUGUCUCAUGAACCUGAUGGCCUCAUCUUCCAACCUUCCAAGGAUCCAUACGUCGCAGGUCGUUGUUCCGAGGUUCUGAAAUGGAAGCCUCGUAGUCAUAACUCUGUUGAUUUCCAGUUGAAGAUAGGCACAGAAGAAGGGCCCGGUAUUCUAAAAAGCACAGUUGGAUACUUGUAUGUGGGUGGAAUGGAUGUCCCCUUUGCCAAGAUGAAGGUGAAUAAGACCCUUAAAGAGCUUCACAACAAAAUAGUUGAAUGCAGGUUCCAAGACAAUCACUGGGUCUUCAUGAGAGAAAGGACUGACAAAUCGUUUCCUAACAGCUACAGCACAGCUGAAGCUGUGUGGAACUGUAUUCGUGACCCAGUUACUACAGAUAGACUGCUGGAAUAUAUAGAGCAGCAGAGGUGGACUCAGAAUGAACAAGAUUCAAUGCCACCACCUGCUAAGGUCCCCCGAAGAUGAACACCAUUGUACCAAGAACCAAGAACUGCAACAGUCAGUGCUGAAAUUUCAUUCUUUUGGAUAUAAAGGUAUUAAAUACAUGAGUGGACUAUGGUCUACAAAUUAUGGCACUUCUUUGUGUAUAGUACUGCCUGCAAAUGAGUGAAUAUGGACUAAGCAGCAGAACUGUAAUUAUGAAAUGGAAGAAAGAAGAAAGCAUCGGCAAAUGUACCCCUUUCUAAUACUGUCAUAUACUUAGAGCUGCUCUGAAUUUCCUCCAUACUGGUUUCUGUAAAAAUGAAGAAAUGCAAAGAAGGAAGACAAAAAAAAUUAAAAGAGCUGAGAGUUCUGUUACAGCACUUACAUGGUGGAUACUGACAACAUUGGGCCAACUCAAAUUAAGAACUGCUGUCUCCCUGACCACUGAAGUAUGAGUAGGAACUUCUGUGCAUCCAGCCCCAGUUUUAGCUACAAUGGACACUUCACAUUCUGUUGAAACUGAAUAAUUCAGUUGAUGGCCUAAAUAUGGCAGAGAGAGUUGAUAUUAAUCUCAUAUGUACCAUAAUUGUAGUAAAUAAUUAUCUGUUACUGCUUUAUACCAUUAACAUGCAUUCCAUGUCAUCUUAAAGUAAGCUACCAUCAUCAUUCUUUCAUGGACAGAUCCUGAAACAUGUUACAGUAUGUAAGUGAACCGUUGCUGUCAAGUUACCAGUCAAAAUUAGUAGCAGUGUGCCAUGAGAAAGUGAUGUGAUCUAAGUUUGUGUUAAAAGUUCAGAACUAAAGUGUGCUGGAUAUUCCCUUAAAAAAUUAUCCCAUUGAUGUGUGAAAUAGCUAAGGAAGUCAUUUUCUGGAAUGCUGCUGCCCAAAGAUACAGAUGCAUUAACAAAAAUUGCAAUGUAUUUAUGCUUUAAUACUGCAUUAUAUAGUAUUUAGACACGGGAGUUUCAGGAAACCGAUCGGAAACAUGUAACAAAAUUAAGGACUUAAACCAUACUCCCCCCCCCAGCCUUAUUUUAAAGUUUUCAUAUUGAUGGACUAUGAAGAAUUCUCUCUUCUGGGAUGAUGUACCAUGUAGUCUGGAAUAAGAUGGCCAGAAGAUAGCACUCUACGUGUGAUUCAUGAAUAAUCUGGUAUGUCAUUCAGUUGCUGUCUUGACAUUUCAGUUGGUUUAAGUCUUUAAACAAAAUAAUGCUGCUUAUUUUGGAAUUUUUUCUGUUAAUAUUGUACUAGUACCUUUACCAGUUACUUUGUAAUAUUGGUAUGUAUGCCUCUAAUUAAUUGUACUCUAAAACAGUGUCCAUUGUUACCACUCCUAGGAAAUUGUAGUUCUAUCUUAACAGAAUUAUGUGCUUUUAUAUGUACAUGAAAACUGCUGACAGAAGAACACAGGUAAAAAGUACUGGGUAUGUGCAAGCUGUCAUGAACACUGAUCAACAAGUCAUUUGCUUGAUAGACUACUGAAAAAGCUGUCCAUGUGUAUAUUUGUUCUUUAAAUCAUCAUGAAUGCUGCAUGGUGGAUAACUGUAAUGAUAUUUAUAAUCUGCUUCACAAAUUAUUGUAUUUAAUUUUGUACUAUGCUAGAGAAGAUAAUAUAGGUUCAUUGGUUGGGUUAAGAGUAGGCAGUAUUGUCCAUAUAAAUUGCAAGUGAUAUUCUUUUCAACUGCAUAUUAAACUUUUUUCAUGAAUAUUUUUGUACAUAAAUUUACAAGACCCUUCAGAUCAUUCAUCAGCUUCAGAUUGUUAGUACCUAGUUCAAACAGGGUAAAAUUAAAAUGUUGGAAUGACCAACACACGGAUGUUUGAACAGGAAUGUCCACCUUAGAAAGUGUUAAUAGUGUAAAUACUUGAUUUUAACUGCAAAGAAUAAAAAUAUGACUACAGAUUAUAGAGAUACUGUUUUAGGGUUAUGUGUAAUGUAUUAAAUCGAAUCUUAUAAAAUUAAAGCACACUAAGGCUGUUCCAGUAGAAAACCAUUAGGCACAGCAAGCACCACUGUACUAUCAACAAGUUGCAGUGGAAUGCUGUGCUUGAAGUUCUUCCUAGCUGUACAGCUAUGUGACCGUAUGUGA